Numida meleagris (helmeted guineafowl) is the source of this 4437-nucleotide messenger RNA. RefSeq names its product carnitine O-octanoyltransferase (gene CROT). Gene Ontology annotation, molecular function: carnitine O-octanoyltransferase activity. NCBI's taxonomy places the organism in Eukaryota, Metazoa, Chordata, Aves, Galliformes, Numididae. The record is from RefSeq and is a predicted model, not a curated record. Gene Ontology annotation, cellular component: peroxisome. The transcript has 16 exons. The coding region runs from base 2101 to 3633 and encodes 510 amino acids.
AUAAAAAAUAUUAUGCCAUCUACAAGUUUUGUUUUGCGUAAUGCCUACUUGGCUUGUUCAUGACUAUGUUUGCGCAGGAUCUUUGUGUAAAAAGAAGUGAUUUCAAACUCCUUUUUUUGUAAUUAAAUGAUGUUUUUCUCAUUAAUAUUAUUAAUUAUAGAGCGGUAGGAAAAGGCAUCAAUGGGCAUUUUUGAUCAUUUAACUUGGGAAGGUUUUUGUUUUGACAAGUCUAAAGAAAAUAGUGUAAGAGAAGUUUUGAAAACAUCAGUGGAUAGAUACAUCAGUAUCUAGCUUUGUAUAUAAAGCCGAGCUGACUUGUGAGUUACCAUCAGAGCAAACUUUUGAUACACCAGGGAGGAUGAAGGUACCCCCUAUCUUCAGAUUUCUUUCCUAUGCUCCUUUAACCGUUUUCAGAGCUCAGAGACAUUGAGUUCUUGAAUGUCUGCUAUGUCUUACCAUCCCACCUGUCACACAGGAAUGAUACCAGUAAAACCUGAAGUUUUGUCCUUAGCAGAAACAUGUUACACCAUAAUCUUCUUUUCCCAAGACACAAAUCCCUAAAUUCACAGUGUUUUCUUUUAUCCUGUGCAUAGUAGAAACCAUCCCAUCAAUGGAACAAUUAAUAGGUUUUCUUUGUUGUUCCUAGUGACAUAACUUCUUGAUGCAGAAUGUUGAAAUGGUGUUUUUAGAGGAGUGGGAGUUGAUGUCUCAACAAAAUGCUUUUGUUUUGUUGUAACUCGCAUUAACUUAAAUUGUGCUGUAAUAAUCGUGAAUGUGCAAUAACAGAAUUACCCUUCAGAGUUUUAUUUUGUAGAUCUGUCUGGCUUUCCAAGUUAAUAAAUAACUCUCUUCUGGAACGAUGAUACCUGGCUGAACUUGUUUGCUCGUUUUCUGCUUCUGAUGAGUGUUUUCAUAAAUAGCUUAUCACCUUUUUCCUCAACUGAAUUUUUUUUUUUCCAUGCUGAAGUUAUUUUCUGCUUACUGGUCCUUGUACUUAAGGCAUUCUGUAAUUUUGAUCAUUGUUGUUGAUCUUCUUUAGCCCUCUUCAAGUCAAAGGAAAGUUAGUUCGGUGUUCUUUCAAUGCAGUCUCCCAUAACAUCCUCAUAGGUAAGCUAAGGAAGUGUGGGAUGGGUGAGUGAACACAGAGGUGGAUUGAGAGCUGGCUGACUGAUAGAGCUCAGAGGGUUAUGAUCAGUGGCGCAGAGUCUAGUGGGAGGCCUCUAGCUAGUGGUGUUCCCCAGGGGUCAGUGCUGGUUCCAGUCUUGUUCAAUGUCUUCAUCUGUGAUCUUAGUGAAAGGACAGAGUGCACUCUCAGCAAGCUUGUUGAUGAUACAAAACUGGAAGGAGUGGCUGACACGCCAGAAUACUGUUCUGCCAUUCAGUGAGACUCGGACAGGCUGAAGAGUUGGGUGGAGAGAAACCUCAUGGAGUUCAACAAAGGGAGUGCAGGUUUCUUCAGAAGGAUUUGGAACGUCCAAAUGACCCUUUACAGUGCUCUGAAUCAUUCCUUGGGAACACUUGUCCGCUGUUGGUUGGAGGAGGACCCUGGGCACUUAAUGUGAGUCAGUGUGCCUGGUGGUAAAGCACUUAUCUGUGUAAAGCCAGUCAACUUGAAAAGCUGGAUCUCAGACGGUGCCUUAUUUAGAGCUUUACAGUAGCUGCCUCUGCUGUGGAUUUGGAAUUAUUAGCUUUGUUUUGAAGAAAGGAAAUAAGUUGAAUGUAACCACAUUAUUUAGCCUUUCAGCUCAGGUGACGUUUUGACUCAGAAACUUUGACUCAAUUCAAGAAUAUGAAAAUCCUGAGCCUCAGCUUUCUGGAAAGGUUCCUUAACUACCCAACUGAAGCCAUCUAUCAUGGGAUACUUAUUGUUCAUGGAUGGAGCUGAUCUCUAGGCAGAAAUGAGGACAAGUGAAGCCAUUUCUAAAUCAAGAAGAAUAUCGAAGAACCGAGGAUAUUGUGAAAAAUUUUGAAAAUGGGAUCGGCAGAGAGCUGCAUCAGAAACUACUGGAAAGAGCUAAAAGCAGAAGGAAUUGGCUGGAGGACUGGUGGCUGAAUGUGGCUUAUCUUGAUCUUCGCACAUCAACGCAAAUAAACUGUAACAUGGGAGGCCCUGGACCCUAUAUUGAACACUGCUGGCCACCCAAAGAAGGCACUCAGAUAGAGAGAGCAAGUGUAAAUAUAUGGCACACCCUGAAGUACUGGGAGCUAUUACGAGCAGAGAAAGUGCCUAUAGAGAGAUCUGGGAAUGCUAUUCUGGACAUGAGCCAAUUUCGAAUGCUCUUUAAUACUUGCAAGGUUCCUGGAAUUACCAGAGACACACUCUGCAACUGUUUUAAGACUGUGACUGAAGGUGAAUGUCCAUCUCACUUAGUAGUCCUGUGUCGAGGCCGAGUGUUUGCAUUUGAUGCUAUACAUGAAGGCAACAUGCUGACUCCUCCAGAGAUUUCCAGGCAACUUACGUACAUCCAGAAAAGAUGCCAUAGUGAACCAGAUGGACCAGGACUGUCAGCCUUAACAAGCAAUGAGAGGACAAAAUGGGCAGAGAUACGUGAGUAUUUAAUUGGUCUGGAUCCGAAGAACCUAGCUCACCUCGAAAAAAUUCAGCAAAGUUUGUUUGUGGUCAGCCUGGAUGAUUCUAGUCCCCAUGCAACUCCUGAGGACUACACGGAGAUAACGAGGUUGGGACUAGCAGGUGAUCCAACUGUGCGCUGGGGAGAUAAGUCCUACAAUAGCAUAUUCUUCUCCAAUGGAACCUCUAGUGCAUUCUGCGAUCAUGCUCCUUUUGAUGCCAUGGCUUUAAUUACCAUGUUAUCUUCUGCCGAAAAAAAGAUUAUUGAAAAUGAAGGAAAAUGGAAGGGAUCAGAUAAAGUGAGGGAUAUUCCAUGGCCAGAGGAACUUGUAUUCACAGUAGACCAAAAAAUUAUAAAUGAAAUUGAACGUACUAAAGAAAUAUAUUACGAAAAGGUAUCUGACCUGCAACUGGCGUGUUAUGCCUUCACAUCCUUUGGCAAAGCACUGAUUAAGAAGAGGAAGCUUCAUCCAGAUACAUUUGUGCAGCUUGCCCUUCAGCUGGCUUAUUACAAAUGUCAUGGCCGCCCGGGUUGCUGUUAUGAAACCGCAAUGACCAGGAGGUUCUAUCAUGGCCGCACAGAGACCAUCAGACCGUGUACCAUGGAAGCAGUGGAGUGGUGCAGAUCCAUGCUGGAUCAUUCUGCCAGUAACUAUGAACGCCUGCAGCUGAUGCAUGUGGCAUUUGCAAAGCACAACAGAAUGAGGAAAGAUUGUGAGAAUGGAAGAGGAUUUGACCGUCAUCUCCUGGGUCUCCUUCUCAUAGCACAGGAGCAGGGGCUCCCAGUGCCAGAACUCUUUGUGGACCCUGCCUUCACAGCCAGUGGAGGAGGUGGGAACUUUGUUCUUUCAACUAGUCUGACUGGCUACACCAGAUUCAGUGGAUGUGCACUCCCUAUGGUACAUCACGGCUACGGCUUUUUUUAUGCAAUCAGAGAUGACAGGAUUGUAGUUUUGUGUUCUUCCUGGAAGUCGUGCCCAGAGACCAGCGCAGAAGUGCUGUGCAGAACUUUAUUCCAGUGUUUUCAGGACAUGCUGCAGUUAACAGUUACAGCUCAGUUAUAAAAUUGGUGAUGAUAUGAAAGAGCCUUUACAAGUUCCCAAGUUGUGUUGUCGUACUUGUAAGUGAAAUGCUACAUAAUGAACUGUUGUAUUCAAGCUAAGACUUCUAAUAAUGUGCACAAAGUCUUCCUAUUUUGGUGGGAUCUACACUAAGUAAUGUAGCCAUUUGCAACAGCAAUGCAAGCAGUAGUAUCUGUUGUAUGUAGAACUAUGCAAUACAAUAUGCCUCAACAAUGCAAAUACACUUUUGAGAAACACGGUGUUGGAAAUGGAGAACUUUUGGGAGAUUUAUAUUUAUGAUCUUAGUAGUAACAUCUAGAAUAGAUUGUAGUCUAAUGAUAAGUGCUCCACUGGCAAAAACAGUUAACUGUGUACUUUGGAGUAACCACACUAUUGUCUUGGUGACUGUGCUGCCUGUUCGUAGUGGUUUAUGAAAUAGCCUGAUGGGGGCACCCCUUCUAUAUGCUAUUUUCUAAAUUCUUUCAUUUUUGCUACCAGGAUUACAUAAAAUAAAUGUCAUGUCUCUGUACAGGGAUGUUCCUACUGCAUUUAGAAUAUACAAGCACUACAAAAUGAAGUAUUUUAAAUCUCAAUAAUAAAUACAGAAAGUAGCAUAUUAAUUCAAAAUGCUUCGGAGUUUACAUCAUCUAGUGAGCUGUGAAUUUCUCUGCUGCUUUACACUAGUAAUACACAGUAACAGAAAGCACUGAAUACAGUUUGAGAUUCUCAGGAUUUUAAGACUUUGAUUCCUCUGUUUGAGCAGCUUUUAAUUUUCUUCUCUUAAAAAUAAAAUUACUCAAAAACUCA